CGCAUGCGCAGUGCGCGGCCCCGUGUCACACAACAGCGCCUCCAUCCAGGAGCAACACCGCCACCGCCGGGGACACCGACCGACCGACAGACCGACCCACCGACGGACAGGAGCUGUUGUUUAAUUCACGACAGGAUAAACUUUCCUCCACCAUGUCGGGAUAUGACAGCAACCCUUUCGCGGACCCAGUGGACGUGAAUCCCUUCCAGGAUGCCUCAAUCACACAAGCCACAAGCGGACUCGCUGAACACAGGGAGUACAACCCGUUCUCUGCAACUGAAACGGGAAAACACACCGGCACGACCAUCCCCAUCUCUGCUGCCUCCUCCCAACCCGCCAUCCUGCCGACCUCCGUGGAGCAGAGCGCAAAAGCAACUGCAACUGCUGCCCAGGCUAACCUGAUCAAACAGCAGGAGGAGCUGGAGAGGAAAGCAGCCGAGCUGGAGCGGAAAGAACAGGAGAUACAGAACAGGACCGGAGGCCCAGCGCUGAACACUGGUGCUAAAGAGAACAACUGGCCGCCUCUUCCCAAGUUCUCCCCCGUGAAGCCCUGCUUCUAUCAGGACUUUGAGGAGGAAAUCCCAGAGGACUACCGCAGGAUCUGCAAGAGAAUGUAUUACCUCUGGAUGUUCCACAGUGCCACUCUUUUCCUCAACGUGCUGGCAUGCCUGGCUUACUUCACUGCAGACCCAGCAAACGGUGUUGACUUCGGUCUGUCCAUCCUCUGGUUCAUCCUCUUCACCCCUGUGGCUUUCAUCUGCUGGUACAGGCCCGUCUACAAGGCCUUCAGGUCCGACAGCUCCUUCAGCUUCUUCUUCUUCUUUUUUGUCUUUUUCUUUCAAGUGGCAGUGUACAUCAUCCAGACUGUAGGGAUCCCCAAGUGGGGAAACAGUGGAUGGAUCUCAUCCAUCAGCAUGAUCCGCACAAACUUGGCCGUGGCUGUGGUUAUGAUGGUGGUGGCCGGCUUUUUUACUGUAAACGCUGUCCUGGCCGUCAUCCUACUGAAAAUGGUCCACUCUAAGUACAGAAGAACAGGUGCCAGCUUCACCAAAGCCCAGCAGGAGUUCUCCAGUGGAGUCCUGACCAACCGAACUGUCCAGACUGCUGCAGCAGGUGCUGCCUCCUCCGUUGCCCAGGGAGCUUUUGGCAGGAGUCAGGGAAAUUAGACUGUUCCCCCACAUCCUUAGUGCUUCAGGCUAGUCUGUCUUCUGACCAACAUACAAUACACCAGACUAGCCAUGUUGCAACAUUCUUCUGUGGUUUUUGGUGGAUGGGGGUUUGAUUAUUUAAUGAAAAGAGCCAGAAAACAAGUAAGUUAAGACGAGGGAAAUUCUUCUCUCUGCGAAAUCAGACUCGUGAGCGGCCCCCAUUCUCCACUUUGUGAUAUAAUACAGAAGACAGUGCACAUGUCUUCGUUGUCAUUGCACUCUUUAUCACUCUCAUUAGUCUACAGCAUGUUCAAACAUUAUUUUGGGAAAUGUAGGAAAAUACAAACUGAAUAUGCAGAGUGAAGACGACAAAAAAAUAAAAUUGGCAAUCCCAGAAAUGCAUUUAACAUUGGCGAUAGAUGCGAGCGUGAGAUAAUCUGCGGUGCACCACUUACUGAGAGAGACUUGGUUUAAGUGCAAAAGUGCAUUUAUUUAAAUGUCAGUUUUAAAAAAAUCUGGUGGGAAGUAUUAGGAUCUUUCCAUAUCUCUGUUCAUGUAGAAGUAACACACAGGGGCCUCAAAAAUAAACAUUGAGCACAGAGUUGGGAUUAUAUAAAAAGCAUACUUGACAUGAGAAUGUUUCAACAUCAGCAAAUGAUGGAUUUGUAUAAUGUUUGUAUACAUAUUUGUGUCAUUAGAUCAGCAUGUAGAGGGGUAAACAGUCUAUCGGUACACUUCAUACUAUGAAGUGCUAGUCACUUUCCUCUCAGGCAAUCAGAUUGGAUGCUAUAAGAUAAGAUACAUCCUGUUACAUGUUACGCUACUGAUGAACACAGUUUCUGUUUUAACUUAGCUCACUAAACAUAAUGUUUUCAUGUGUAUGAUAAUACUGUAUAGGUCAAGCUGAUGAUUAGAUGAUUAAUGAAGGUGAUGGGAUGAAGGAUUUCUCCAGUUAUUUUAAUCAGCUUACUGAUUUUAGAUGAAGUGAUACAAAAAAAAAAAGCUCUUCUGAGGGCAAAUGGAGAUGUUUAACUGGGAUGGCACAUUUUAAUUAAUGUUUUCUGUCAUAGUAUGGUGUAGGUUUAUUAAUGUAAAGUUACUGACAGUAGAGUUUAGAUGUAUCGACUAUAAUAAACGGAGCAUUCAUGAGCAGAAAGAACACAAAAAACUGAUCUGUGGAUUAUCCAUUAUUUUGACUUGAUAUCAUAGCAGACAAAAGUCAUGUUACUGAAUAGUUGCAGAUAGUUUACUCUAACUGCACCUACUUGUUGUUAGGUAGCAUUUUCAUGUUUUUAAUUG
Messenger RNA from Larimichthys crocea (large yellow croaker), 2447 nucleotides. It is a transcript of the gene scamp2l, whose product is annotated as secretory carrier membrane protein 2, like. Gene Ontology annotation, cellular component: trans-Golgi network membrane; recycling endosome membrane. NCBI's taxonomy places the organism in Eukaryota, Metazoa, Chordata, Actinopteri, Sciaenidae. Gene Ontology annotation, biological process: protein transport. The record is from RefSeq and is a predicted model, not a curated record. The transcript has 9 exons. The coding region runs from base 153 to 1166 and encodes 337 amino acids.